AGAUGAUUGGAUUGGCGUUUAACUUUUUUCUGCACGUUUACUCACUCACAGUUUGCUGCCGGUUAAAAUUCAACAAAUUUUUAUUCGAGAAUAUUCCUUCAAAUUCAAUAGAUCAAUUGAAAUAACGAGAAAAAGUUCACUGAAAAUAAUAUGUCUAGCCAAGAAGAGCAAUACGAUAACAUUUUGUUGGCCAUGGCCCAAAAGCACACCGGUGGAAUGCCUGAUUUCCUUCGCACAUUUGCUGGUUUCCUAAGACGUCGCAGUGAUUUCUAUACAGGCGACUGGGAAAAACUAAUCAUGGAUAUUCUGCGCAAAGAGGCUGACCUGGCCAUGGCUGAACACAAGGAGAAAUUGCAAAAGCAAGAGGCAGAAGCCAAGAAAAGGGAGCAAAAAGAACGUCAACAGAAAGAGGCACGCGAAAAAGAGAUGUCGGAAAGUAAGAUUUGUGAUAUAACUGAUGAGGAAGCUGCCCAGAUUAUCAAAGAGGAGGAAGAUAAAAAAAGACAAAAGCUUUUGGAGGAAGCCACUGUAGCUGCCGGUGGAAGCGCUCCUGUUGCCGUAGACGAAGAAAAGUCCAAACCAAUUGACAAAGUCGAAGAUGAUACAGAAAAAGAUGAAGUUGGCAAAUUGUUGCCCAAUUCCGGUAACGGCUGCACUUUAGAUAAAUACAUGUGGACACAAACAUUGGGCGAAGUUGAGCUUAAAAUUCCAUUUACGGUAACAUUCAAUCUGAGAGCUCGUGAUUUGGUGGUGGACAUACAAAAGAAGACACUCAAGGUGGGCCUUAAAGGUCACGAGCCCAUUAUCAACGGCCAGUUGUGUGCCGAAGUCAAAGUUGAGGACUCUGUGUGGGUUUUACAAGACAGCAAGACAGUGCAAAUAACUUUGGAGAAGGUUAACAAAAUGAAUUGGUGGGAUCGUUUGGUAAUGACCGAUCCACCCAUUUCUACGCGUAAAAUCAAUCCCGAACCCUCUAAACUAUCCGACUUGGAGGGCGAGACUCGCAGUUUGGUGGAGAAAAUGAUGUACGAUCAGAGGCAAAAGGAAAUGGGCCUGCCCACCAGCGAUGAUCGCAAGAAAAUGGAGAUUAUGGAACAGUUUAAGAAACAACAUCCCGAAUUAGAUUUCUCGAAAUGCAAAUUUAACUAAGUAUCAACUUUGUGCGGUUUAGACAAA
Messenger RNA from Stomoxys calcitrans (stable fly), 1176 nucleotides. It is a transcript of the gene nudC, whose product is annotated as nuclear migration protein nudC. Gene Ontology annotation, cellular component: cytoplasm. Lineage: Eukaryota; Metazoa; Arthropoda; Insecta; Diptera; Muscidae. Gene Ontology annotation, biological process: protein folding. The record is from RefSeq and is a predicted model, not a curated record. The transcript is spliced from 6 exons. Bases 151 to 1149 code for a protein of 332 amino acids.